Molecule: messenger RNA, 2101 nt
Organism: Arachis stenosperma
Lineage: Eukaryota; Viridiplantae; Streptophyta; Magnoliopsida; Fabales; Fabaceae
Product: glutathione reductase, chloroplastic
Exons: 10
Coding region: 80-1744 (554 amino acids)
Biological process (GO): glutathione metabolic process; cell redox homeostasis; cellular response to oxidative stress
Cellular component (GO): cytosol; mitochondrion
Molecular function (GO): glutathione-disulfide reductase (NADPH) activity; NADP binding; flavin adenine dinucleotide binding
Source: RefSeq, a predicted model, not a curated record
CGAGUCCAAAUUAGAUUUUGUAGAACGCAAACCUCUAAAAAGGAAGAAGAAGGCGAACGGGGAAUCAGUAACGAAAAAAAUGGCAGUGGCUACGUCUCUGACAGUCACAACUCCAAAGAAGCUCUCUUCUCUCUCUUCCCCAACCCUUCACUCCCUCUUCUUCUCUAAAGCACUUUCCUUCUCUCCCUCAUCCUCCUCUUUCCUCUCUCUCCGCAAAACCCUACUCCUCUCUCCCUCUCACCACACCCGCACCCGCCGUCGCUCCUUCACCCUCUCCGCCUCCGCCAACCCCCAUAACUACGACUUCGACCUCUUCACCAUUGGCGCCGGAAGCGGCGGCGUCCGCGCCUCCCGCUUCGCUGCCAAUUACGGCGCCUCCGUCGCCAUCUGCGAGCUCCCCUUCUCCACCAUCUCCUCCGACGUCACCGGCGGCGUCGGCGGAACAUGUGUGUUGAGGGGAUGCGUGCCGAAGAAGCUGCUUGUGUACUCUUCAAAGUACUCUCACGAGUUUGAGGAAAGUAAUGGUUUUGGAUGGAAGUAUGAGAGUGAGCCAAAGCAUGAUUGGAGUACUCUGAUAGCUAAUAAGAAUGCUGAGUUGCAGCGACUCACUGGUAUCUACAAGAACAUUCUGAAAAAUUCCAAUGUCCAAUUGAUUGAAGGCCGUGGAAAGAUUGUAGAUCCUCAUACAGUUGAUGUUGAUGGGAAGCUAUAUACGGCCAGACACAUUCUAGUUUCGGUAGGGGGACGCCCAUUUAUUCCUGAUAUCCCUGGAAGUGAACACGCCAUAGAUUCUGAUGCUGCUCUUGACUUGCCUUCUAAACCUGAGAAAAUAGCUAUUGUUGGUGGUGGUUACAUUGCAUUGGAGUUUGCUGGCAUAUUCAAUGGUUUGAAGAGUGACGUUCACGUCUUUAUUCGACAAAAGAAAGUUUUGCGGGGAUUUGAUGAAGAGAUUAGAGAUUUUGUUGGGGAACAGAUGGCUUUAAGAGGUAUCGAGUUCCAUACCGAGGAGUCGCCCCAAGCUAUUGUGAAGUCAGCCGAUGGUUCAUUGUCUUUGAAGACCAACAAGGGUACUGUGGAAGGUUUCUCACACAUUAUGUUUGCAACUGGUCGCAAACCUAAUACUAAGAAUAUAGGACUGGAGUCUGUUGGUGUGAAAAUAGAUAAAAAGGGUGCAAUAGAGGUUAAUGAAUAUUCUCAAUCAUCAGUUCCUUCAAUAUGGGCAGUUGGCGAUGUUACAGAUAGGAUAAAUCUGACUCCAGUUGCUUUGAUGGAGGGAGUGGCAUUAGCAAAAACGCUGUUUCUGAAUGAGCCAACAAAACCUGAUUAUAGUUAUGUUCCUUCUGCUGUGUUUUCCCAACCACCAAUUGGACAAGUUGGUCUUACUGAGGAACAGGCUGUUGAACAAUAUGGUGAUGUUGACAUCUUCACGUCAAAUUUCAGGCCACUAAAGGCUACGCUGUCUGGUCUACCAGACCGGACUUUCAUGAAAUUGAUAGUGUGUGCAAAAACCAAUAAAGUUCUGGGUUUACACAUGUGUGGAGAAGAUUCUCCUGAAAUUACACAGGGGUUUGCAGUCGCCAUUAAAGCUGGCUUGACUAAGGGAGACUUUGAUGCUACUGUGGGGAUUCACCCAACUGCAGCUGAAGAAUUUGUUACCAUGAGGACUCCUACUAGGAAGAUUCGAAAGACUAAUCCUUCUGAGGGAAGGAGUGAGUCUGAAGUCAAAGCUGUAGCUGGAACUUAACAUCAAUACCCUGCUUCUAUUGUCAUUCUUAAAGGAAACCUGCUGGUGCUUUAAAGGUCAAGAUGAAUAUACUUUUUGAAAAGUACUUCUGCCAUAUGCCCAAAACGCUGUGCUUGUUCUUAUGCUGCAAGCAUAAUAGGGCAGAAGAACCAAGUUUUGUAGUUCUGUGGAGCUGUUAGAAAUCUUCAAUUUGUAUGUUUGCAACGUUUUAAUAAAUAUUACCACAUGAAAUUAUAAGGUGAUAUGUAAUUUCAAUAAGUUGUCUUGUGUAUAAUGUUGAACCAAGCAGAUUGUCAUUAUGUGAAAUUAAUUUUCAUAGUAAUCAAAAUAUAAAAAAGGAAAGGAAUUUCAGAUUGA